This is a messenger RNA of Zophobas morio, 5847 nucleotides long. RefSeq names its product CCR4-NOT transcription complex subunit 1-like. Gene Ontology annotation, biological process: nuclear-transcribed mRNA catabolic process, deadenylation-dependent decay; negative regulation of translation. Bases 1 to 5757 code for a protein of 1918 amino acids. Gene Ontology annotation, cellular component: CCR4-NOT core complex; P-body. Gene Ontology annotation, molecular function: molecular adaptor activity. NCBI's taxonomy places the organism in Eukaryota, Metazoa, Arthropoda, Insecta, Coleoptera, Tenebrionidae. The transcript has 37 exons. The record is from RefSeq and is a predicted model, not a curated record.
AUGUCUGAGCAGUCUACGUGGUGGUUUUUAUCGGCAACGAACACGGGUCAGAACGAGGACGUUCAACCGCCUGCUGACUCGUGGAAUAUAGAAAAUAUCGUGGAGGCUCUGAAAGCUUCCAAUCCUGAAAUUGAUUGGUUAAAAGUCGCCUCAUGUUUGGAUUACUCUGGCUUUUUUGUUGAAGACGCCGAGUCGUUGAGGAUACUUUUGGGCUUGAUGCAAGCCACAAACGCUCUCGAAUUUUUUUUGAGUUUUGCUCUAAAACAGUCUUGGAAGCACGUGGAAGCGCAAUGGUCUUUUAUAAAAAGACUUCUGCUGGACAGCAGCGUUAGUGACGUGCCGUGCGAAAAGUCACGUGCUAUUACUUCUGACAGUCUUUUUUCACCUCUUACCGUUACGACCAAUCGUGUGUGGGCUUCUCUUGGUCUCGCUGAAACUCUCGUACGUCUUUCUCAGCAACCCAACCUCUACGACGAAGUUAAGGACGUCUGCCUGGCCUGCCCUUGCCCAGAUAUUCUCGUUCUCUCAUUGGUUAAUCUCAAGGGCUCUUUAACGCAGUUUCAGAAAGAAGUCUGUCAAACUUUACUCCAGACUUUUUUCUGCGAUUUAAGCCGUACUUCCCAGAUUAUAUGUAAAGUCUGGGUAGUGACUUCACAACUUUUACUUCAAAGUUUAGCGGCAUUUAGCAGAAGCUCGAAAAGUAAUGCCGCAGCGAUUGUUUCUCUAGCAAAACUGCUGCACGUCCCAUCCGUCCUUUCCGUUCUUCCAGUUUCCCUGUCCAUCCACGUGGCUUUUGAGCCAAGUCUUUUGAACAGCAAUUUUUUCCCUUCAACUUCGUUUUCCGGUUGGUUGACGGCCAAUAUUAAGCACGUGGACUUUGAAAAGGCCCUCCUUCUCUAUGUUUACCAACGUUUAAGAACGGGGAAACCGCCACUGCCUACCGACAUUUGUGUUUGUCUUGUUGAAGCUUUAGACUUUCACUACAGCGCGUCUUCUUCCAAUUCUCCAAGUCUGGAAGAAUAUAAUUCUAUUCGGAAUUUACUUCUUAUACAAAUUCCAGAAUCUCCGUUCUUGCCUCGAGCCGAUUAUUAUAACUCUUACAAAAAUAAUUAUGCAAAGCCCGUCCUACCAAACUCCCAACAACGUUGUUCUCCCCCUUAUUUAGUAGUAUUUUUGUCUAACCACUCUCUAGCUCCCCUGCGACCUCUGGCGCGUCCUGUGGAAGACCACGACUCCCAUACCUAUUCUGGAGACGUUGAAAAAGAAGCUGCUCAUUUUUUUCAACAACUAUAUUCCGGAAAGCUUACCGUCAACCAAUUAUUGCAUUUACUUAAAAAAAAGCAAAUGAGCCACGAAAAAAUGGAUCGGGACGUAUACGCGUGCAUGAUUCGUGAUUUAUUUGACGAAUACAAAUACUUUGAGAAUUAUCCGGAAAAAGAGCUCACUUUGACGGCGGUUCUUCUUGGUCAAUUAAUACACCAGCAGAUGCUGCCUAAUAGAAAGGACUUUCUUCUCGCAUUACGUUUUAUUGUGAAUUCCAUUCGUAAGAAACCGGAAUUUUUUUUGUUUAAGUUUGGAGUUACGGCUUUUGAUCAGUUUCGCAUGCGGAUGCUCGAGUUUCCCAGAGAAUUCCCUCCGCAAUUUGCGCAGUGUUUGCUAGAAACUGCCAGUUUUGUGACUCUUUUUCCUCAGUUUGCUGCAAGUUGCCGGCAGUUUUUGAUACAAGUUAGCCAGCUUCCUUCAGAGCGGUUCAAAGUGGAUAAAAGCGGCGUUCAGUUGCCUUUUGGCAGCGUUAAUAACAUCAACACUCUCCUUGCUGCUGCGCCUCCCAUCGAUAUUCCUGACGACGCAGUUGUGGACAACGUCCACUUCAUAUUUAACAACGUUUCACGUGAUAACGUUUUGGAAAAAGUAAAAGACCUUCAGUCUGCCGUCGCUCCUGCAUAUUCUCUUUGGCUUGCACAGUAUCUGGUGACCAGACGGGCGAGCCUUGAGCCCAAUAUUCACGAGAUUUACAUAACUGUCGUUGAUGCUGUUGGCUUUCCUAAUUUUUACCGAAUGGUGGUUGACCAAACUUACGAAAACAUAAAAGUUUUAUUGGCCUCCUCAAAAAUAUCAACAUCGUCCUCUGAAAGAGCAUUACUGAAACAUCUUGGCACGUGGCUGGGUUUAAUAACGUUGGCCCGAAAUAAGCCUAUUCUUUACCGCAAUUUGGCUCUAAAAGAGCUGAUACUAGACGGUUAUAUCCACAACGCUCUUAUAUAUAUCCUUCCUUUUGUCACUAAAGUUUUGGAAGCGGGCUCGAAGGGGAAGGUGUUUGUCCCGCCAAAUCCGUGGCUCAUGGCGAUUCUUCGUCUCUUGAAGGAGCUUCAUUUACUUCAAGAUACGAAGCUCAACUACAAAUUUGAAAUAGAAGUUCUCUGCAGAGCGCUGAAGAUCGAUAUUAACGAUAUUGAGCCGAGCAACUUGCUUAAAGAACUGGAGCCCCAGAAGGAACCGUCCGUCCAUUCUUUAGGAGACGCGUUGGGGCGCGAGAAGCCAGAAUCGAGCCCAGCUACCGGACUGGGCGACCUUUUCCCUCUUCACUGGGUAAUUUCGAUCGAUCCGGUGGUCGAUCCGGAAUGUAAAAUAUUCCUGCAAGACGUGCAAGCCGUCAAGCAGAGCGUGCAGGCUGCCGUAGAAAGGGCCACCCAAGACGUGUCUCCCAUGCUGGAACGAGCUGUCUUUUGUUGCUCCGCUGUCGCAAAGGAGCUAAUUCUCAAGGACUUUGCUAUGGAAUCGGACGAAUCAAAAAUGCGUACGGCGGCCCAAUCUUUAGCGCGGGGUUUGGGCGCUAGUUUUUCAAUGGCCACGUGUAAAGAAGCCUUGCGAUUGAGUCUCUCUAACUGGUUAAAGUCUUUGUUACAACCAUUGUUGGGGGCGUCCUCCGAAGACCAGCAGAAGCCGCUUCUUUUAAGCGCCGUGCAGACGGCGCUGCGGGACAACUUUGAUGCUGUUCUAUUGGCUCUCGAGAAAGUUGUCUCUGAGAAUUGUGCCGCCAUCCUUGACAAGCUUCUUGCCGCCUCUUACGCCAGUCGACAGUCCCAUCGGGAACGGGCAGCCAAGCCGCCAUUUUGCGACGCCGACAGGCUACCAGAUAGUAGUUUUUUGGAUCUAUUGGGCUCUCUAUACCCGAGACCCGACGGUAUGACCCCUGACCAAUACCGCGUCUACGAGGAUUUUGCCAGUAUAAAUAUGCCCGACUCCUCGCUUCACUCACAGAAAAUCGGGGACAUAUCCUCCAAUCGCAUUUCUGGCGCUAUUGCUGGCCCCAAUUUAUUGGACAUGUCCACCUUUCAUCCGCCAGGUGUGAACCCUACGGGAACUUUAACGGUGGAGGGCGAUCCCGUUCUUUUGCAGCACAACCAGGCAUUAGAGAGAAUGUCAUUGGUCAUGAAUGAACUUUGCAAAAUAGUUGCGUGUUCACUAUUGGAAGGGUCUUCCAACCUCUCCAGCAUUUCCGUCACGACCAACUUUUUCCCUUUUUUGCGGCAGUUAACAAUUAUUGUUAUCCAAAGCAACGACCGUGCCAAUGUUUGCAUCCACUUUGCUCGAAAAAUAUUACAGUCUCUUUUCGAUCAGACUUCAGAAAAAAGUGCACUGUUUAAAGAGAUGCUGUUAUUGGCCCUUCAGACGGUGCAAGACAUAUCGAAAAAAGUUUUGCGAGAAGUACUCGAGCACGUUAAGACCCUUUUGGAAACUGAAAAGAAGUUUAACUUAAAAAAUUUUGAGGUUUUGACCGACCUUGUCAAGUGGCGGCUUAUCUCCCCGUUCCACUUAGACGAAGCAACUCUCAUACGAGAGCCGCUUCCCGCUUCCCAUCUGUUUUUUCCACGCGCUAACCUCCCCCAUACUACUGAAACUCUCCGCGGCUCGCAGUAUCUGUUGUCUCUUAACGAGACUAGCGCCGUUCUUGCUGAAGUAUACCGCCAGCAAGUGGUGGAUCACUGUCAGGCGCAGUUACCCUCCGCUAUUCCCGUGCUUGCCAGGGAGACAGUCAUGCUGUUGUUCGACGAGUGUAUCCGUCUAUCCUAUCAUCACCAGCCCGCUCAAGUAGACAAAGUUUAUGCGCUUUUUAUAGCCAAGAUCCAGCAACAAGGCGUGUUGAAGACGGACGAAGUGCAGACCGUCUUUUUCCAAGUUUGCAUCGAAGCUGCGGUCGAAGCCGCUUGUUAUGGUAGUUGGGAUAAAAAAUAUGAAGGAAGUAUAAGCCACAAGCCCCGGCUGAACGGGCGGCCCAUUGAGGCUCUUGCCAGGCUAAUGGUUGUCCUGGUUCGCAUGGCGGGAUGUGACUUUAAACAGACCAAUAAAACAACAGUGAUGGCAAAUUUACCUGUCCGAGUUCAACUUGCUAGCAAAGUUCUCCACACGAUUGUCGAAGUAAUGAGACGGGACUCGGCACUUCUUACUUUCCGCUGCGAAAGCGGCCAGGAAAAAGAAACCCUCAAUUGUCCGCCGUCCACGCGUGACGGCGCCGGCGAGGUCGGGCUUGCUCUUAACCAACGCGCUUAUUAUAAGCUGUUUUUGUGCCUAAUAAGCGACCUCUUGGCACCCGACCAAUUGUUUGAGACUAUCCGCCCCCAGCUUCUUACUGCCCUGGCAAACGCUCUGCAUUGCUUACAACCCAAAAUUCUUCCCGGGUUCACCUUCGCUUGGCUCGAGUUGGUAUCCCAACGACAGCUGCUGACUGCUUUGCUCCGCUCUCAAAAGGAGUCUUCCCUAUUCCACAUGUUGCUACUGGACAUUCUCGAAUUCACGGCCCCUUAUUUGGUUGCAGUGCAACUGAACGAGCCUCUUCGUUUACUCUAUAGAGAGGUCAUGCGCCUUUUGCUGGUUCUGCUUCAUGAAUUCCCCGACUUUUUGUGCAUCAAUUAUCUCAGCCUUUGCGAUAUCCUCCCGCCAUCUUGCGUCCAGAUGCGGAACGUGAUCCUCAGUGCGUACCCCAUUAAUGUGCGGCUGCCCAAUCCAUUCUUGCCCACCUUGAAAGCUGACUGGCUCCCCGAGCUCAGCCAAUCCCCACUUAUCUCAACAAGUGCUACUCUGGAAAUACUGCCCGAUUAUUUGCGAGAAAAAAUUACCGGCUACAUGGAAAAUAAAGACGCCUCCUACUUGGAAAACCUUUCGGAACAUUUGAUGACCACAGACACCACUGCAGGCGCCAAUUACAAUGUUCCGGUGAUUAGUGCUCUAGUGUUGUACGUUGGAUUGCAGGCACUCCGACCAAUAAAACUAAAGGAGAAUUCUGCACCCCCAAUCGCCAAUUGCCCAUCCAUGGGCGUCUUCCUGCAUUUGGCGACGGACUUGAACUCCGAAGGACGAUAUUUGUUAUUAAGUGCCAUCGCCAAUCAUCUGAGAUAUCCAAACAAGCAUACCCAAUACUUUAGCUGCGUGUUGCUGUACCUCUUCACCAAAGCCAGUCAGGAGGCUGUGAAGGAGCAGAUUGCACGUGUUCUUGUGGAGCGGUUGAUUGUUGCCAGACCCCACCCGUGGGGGCUUCUCACCACGUUUAUUGAGCUAAUAAAGAAUCCGCAGUACGACUUUUGGUCUCACAGUUUUGUGUUCUGCUCGCCAAAGAUUAAGAAUCUGUUCGAGUCUCUUCAAGAAUCCGUCCGCCAUUCGUUUAUGUUCACUCAGCGCGCGCAAAAUUCACUAGACUCGCAGAAGUCGAAGCAGCCAGUGACCCCUCUUAAAAGACCGCCUGUGGAUGCAACGUCCUAAACACAUCCCCUAGUAUCCAUGGCAUGCCAGAUGCACUUGUUUUUUUGAACCGAGUAAGUUUUGGUUGAGUAUCACGCUUUAGAAAGACAA